AAUCUCUCUCUCUCUCUCUGCUCUCUCUCACACACACGCACGACUCAUAUAUAUAUAUAUAUAUAUAGUUGGUAAUAUUCUAUUCUAUAUUUCAGAGCAUUUAAUUCUUUCUCUUGUUCCUGAUGAACUGUCCGUCUGACCAACUUUGACCUUCUUCGUGCAUCUUCUUCUUCCCUCUGCUCUGCGAUUGCAUGCCUUGAGAAGCUCACAGUGUGUGUGUGUGUCUCUCUCUCUCCAUCUCUCAAUGGCACCGUUGUUCGGUGGAUAUUAAUGAAUUGCAGGGAAGCGGGCAGGCAGAGGAUUUAAUAGCAGCACACAGUUGUGUGUGUGAUUGUUACAAACAUAUAUAGCUGAUGAGCCGCAGAGGACGAGUUGCCAACCGAGGACGACGAGGAGGCCGGGCGGCAACAAAGAGGAAAACAGGCAUCACAGCAGGAUUAAUGGCCGUGUCAGGGACUCUCCGAGUUUCGCCUUUUCUGCUACUACUCCCGCUACUAAUCUUAACGGUGAUGAGUUCUUUCUCAUCUUCAUCAUGCAAAGCCCAACAAGUUGAUGCUGAUGUUACCACAACAACGCUGAGUAUUCUUCUGGAAGUGAAACAAUCCCUCACUGCAACAGCAGGGGGAGACGUAGGAGAAGGAGCAGCAGCACUGCUCGAUUGGUCCCUGAACAACCCAAACUUCUGCACUUGGAAUGGCAUUUCCUGUCAGCCAAUGAACUCCUCCUCCUCCUCCUCGUCAUCAUCAUCGCCACUGGCUGUCGUGGUGGGCCUCAACCUUUCCGACUCAUCCCUCACCGGUACAAUAUCUCCCUCCCUUGGCCGCUUGGGGAACCUGCUCCACCUUGACCUGUCCUCCAACAGCCUCACUGGCCCCAUCCCACCUAACCUCUCUAACCUUUCCUCUUUGGAAUCUCUGCUCCUUUUCUCUAACCAACUAACUGGUCCCAUCCCUCCUCAACUCGGCUCCCUCUCCGCCCUCCGCAUCCUCCGCAUCGGUGACAAUGGCCUCACUGGUCCCAUCCCUCCCUCCCUCGCCAAUCUCUCCAAACUCGCGACUCUCGGCCUCGCCUCCUGCAGCCUCUCUGGCCCGAUACCCCCAGAGCUCGGUCGGCUCUCUCGGCUCGAGAACUUGAUCCUGCAGCAGAAUCAACUCCAGGGUCCCAUCCCAUCCCAGCUGGGCAACUGCUCCAGCCUCACCAUGUUCACUGUUGCGCUCAACGGCCUCAACGGAUCGAUCCCGUCAGAGUUGGGUCUUCUCAAGAAUCUUCAGCUUCUCAACCUUGCCAACAACAGCCUGUCGGGCCAUAUUCCUAGCCAGCUGGGCGGGCUGACUGAACUCGUCUACUUGAACCUUAUGGGGAAUCUUCUCCAGGGCCCUAUCCCCAGUUCCCUGUCCUACUUGUCCAACCUUCAGAACCUGGACCUGUCAAUGAAUGCACUCACCGGCGGCAUCCCCGAGGAGCUUGGCAACAUGGGUCAGCUGGUCUACCUGGUGCUCUCAAACAACAAUAUCUCCGGUGUCAUUCCUUCCACUCUAUUUUUGAACACCACGAAUCUCGAGCACCUUAUGCUUGCACAGAUGCAAAUCUCCGGAAAGAUCCCGGCUGAACUGAGGAACUGCCGUGCUCUGAAGCAGCUAGAUUUGUCAAACAACACACUCAGUGGUCCAAUCCCGGACGAAGUGUACGAGCUGGCCAAUUUGACGGACCUUUUCCUACACAACAACACCUUGGUGGGUCCAAUUUCUCCAUCCAUUGGAAACCUCAGCAACCUCCAGGCGCUCGCCUUGUAUCACAAUGGCUUAGUUGGCAAUCUGCCUCGUGAGAUUGGCAUGCUGAAUCAGCUUGAAAUUCUAUAUCUCUAUGAGAAUCACUUAAGCGGGGAGAUCCCAGCGGAGAUCGGCAAUUGCACAAGCUUGCAGAUGGUAGAUCUUUUCGGGAAUCAUUUCUUUGGGAAGAUACCCGUCACCAUGGGAAGCCUAAAGCAGUUGAAUCUUCUGCAUCUGAGGCAGAACGAGCUUGUCGGCGAAAUUCCCGCCAGUUUAGGUGACUGCCGUCAACUGACCAUCCUCGACUUGGCAGACAACGGUCUCUCUGGUGGAAUAGCUGCAUCCUUGGGGAAUCUUCAGGCAUUGGAGCAGCUCAUGCUUUACAACAAUUCCCUUGGAGGUAAGCUUCCUGAUACGCUGGCCAACUUGAGGAACCUGACCCGGGUGAAUCUCUCCAAGAACAAACUAAACGGUAGCGUAGCUGCUCUUUGUAGCUCCCACUCCUUUCUGUCUUUCGAUGUCACGGACAAUGAGUUCGACGGUGAAAUUCCUUCCCAGCUAGGAAAUUCACCGGCCCUUGAAAGGCUGAGGCUCGGGAACAACCACUUCACUGGGGGAAUCCCGUGGACCUUGGGGAAAAUCCGUAAGCUGUCACUCCUCGAUCUAUCUGGCAAUUCCCUCACAGGAACUCUUCCAGCUGUGCUUUCACUAUGCAAGGAUUUGACCCACAUUGAUCUCAACAACAACCUUUUCUCUGGACCAAUCCCGUCGUGGGUUGGGAGUUUGCCGCAGCUGGGUGAACUCAAGCUCUCCAACAACCGAUUCAACGGAUCUCUCCCACAGCAGAUAUUCAGCUGUUCAAAACUCCUAGUGCUUUCUCUUGAUGGAAAUUUUCUCAAUGGGAUGGUUCCAUCCAGAAUCAGCGAACUGGCCGCCCUUAAUGUCCUCAACCUCAACAAGAACCAGUUCUCUGGGCCCAUUCCUGCAGAGAUUGGGAAGCUAAGCAAGCUCUAUGAGCUUCAGCUUGCAGAGAAUUUCUUCACGGGUGAACUGCCCUUUGAACUCGGGCAGCUUCAGAAUUUGCAGAGCAUUCUGGAUUUGAGCCACAACAACCUCACAGGUCAAAUACCACCGUCAAUAGCCUCUCUUUCGAAACUCGAGGCGCUUGACCUAUCACAUAAUCAGCUUUCUGGGGAAGUCCCUUCUGAAAUUGGCGAGAUGAGCAGCUUGGGUAAGCUUGACCUCUCCCACAACAAGCUCCAAGGCAAACUGGGAAAGCAAUUCUUGCGAUGGCCAGCAGAUGCUUUUCAGGGAAACGGGCAACUCUGUGGAAGCCCUCUUCUCAACCGCUGCAACAUGCACAAGCAGCGGUCAGGAGGACUGAGUGAAUCUUCAGUGAUCAUAGUCACGGCAAUCUCCACACUUGCUGCCAUUGCCCUUCUGGCUCUGGGAGUUGCUCUCGUUUUGAAGCACCGCCGAAGACUUGCUGCUUUCGACAGAUCAUCCAAGGAAGUAAAGAAGUUCUCUUAUUCCAGCAGCUCUUCCCAAGCACAGCGGAGAUUGCUCUUCCAACAUGGCGCAGCAAAUCGGGACUUCAAGUGGGAAGAUAUCAUGGAGGCCACAAAAAAUCUGAGCGACGAGUUCCUCAUCGGCUCAGGGGGGUCAGGGAAAGUGUACAGAGCAGAGCUGACCACGGGAGAAACAUUGGCUGUUAAGAGCAUAAUGUGGAAGGAUGCAGUGCUGAGCAAGAGCUUCACGAGGGAGGUCAGGACUCUGGGGAGGAUACGGCACAGGCAUCUGGUGAAGCUGGUGGGCUACUGCAGCAACCGAGCAACUGGUUCAAGCCUGCUGAUAUACGAGUACAUGCAGAAUGGCAGUGUGUGGGACUGGCUGCACCAGCCCGGAAUGACCGGGAAGGGGAAGCAGGGUCUCGAUUGGGACACGAGGCUGAGGAUAGCAGUGGGGCUAGCUCAAGGCGUGGAGUACCUGCACCACGACUGUGCACCCACCAUCAUUCACAGGGACAUCAAGUCAAGCAACCUGUUGCUCGAUUCCAACAUGGAGGCACACUUGGGUGAUUUUGGGCUCGCAAAAGCUCUGACUGAGAAUUACGACUCUUUGGAUACCGAGUCAAAUACAUGGUUUGCAGGAUCCUACGGUUACAUUGCACCAGAGUACGCAUACUCUAUGAAGGCAACGGAGAAGAGUGAUAUUUACAGUAUGGGGAUAGUACUGAUGGAGCUAGUGAGCGGGAAAAUGCCGACAGAUGCAGCCUUUGGGGUAGAGAUGGACAUGGUGAGAUGGGUGGAGAACCAUAUGCAAGGCGAUGGUGGCAGUGGGAGAGAGGAGUUGAUCGACCCAAUACUGCAGCCGCUGUUACCUGGUGAAGAAAGCGCAGCAUUUCAAGUCCUUGAAAUUGCCCUGCAGUGCACAAGAACCGCACCCCAAGAGAGGCCUUCAUCCCGACAAGCAUGCGAUCUCCUCUACCACAUAUUCAACAACAGGACGAUGACAGGGCUCAAGAAGACCAAGCACUGACUAGAAUCUGUUCCUUGCUCCCUGGGGUUCUCUUCUUUGAGGACUCGACCACCCAACAAAUUCUCAUUGCUCUGGCUGGUUAAGAAAUUCAUCACGUAAUCAUACGGUAGUGGGUGCGUAGCAUCCUGUAAAUGCCAAUCUGUCUGUAACCGAGUCCCCGUGUCCAAGUCAAAGAAAGAUCAACAGACCUUAGAUCGUGCGGAUUUUUAUUUUUGUUUUUUUCUCAUGCAAUUGACACCUAAAUAUUCAUUACAACAUGGCCUCUUCCUGGUCAAAAUUUCUUUUAA
Punica granatum (pomegranate) is the source of this 4594-nucleotide messenger RNA. The record is from RefSeq and is a predicted model, not a curated record. NCBI's taxonomy places the organism in Eukaryota, Viridiplantae, Streptophyta, Magnoliopsida, Myrtales, Lythraceae.